Molecule: messenger RNA, 1143 nt
Organism: Blumeria graminis f. sp. triticale
Lineage: Eukaryota; Fungi; Ascomycota; Leotiomycetes; Helotiales; Erysiphaceae
Source: the annotation of a GenBank genome assembly
AUGGGAAAGUCAAAGUCGCAAAAGCGAAACCACUCAACGACAUCUUCACCAUAUUCUAAACCCGAAAAAGCUGCUGCCAAUCAUGUCUUCAAAUUCAACACCAAUGUCGGUCAACAUAUUCUUAAGAAUCCCGGCGUCGCUGAGGCGAUCGUGGCUAAAGCAUUCCUCAAGCCAUCUGAUACGGUACUAGAAGUUGGCCCCGGCACUGGUAAUCUUACAGUGCGCAUUCUGCAACAGGCUCAGAAAGUGAUUGCUGUGGAACUAGAUCCACGUAUGGCGGCCGAGGUUACAAAGCGUGUACAGGGUAAACCUGAACAACAGCGUCUAGAAGUCAUCUUAGGUGAUGUGAUAAAGAUGGAAACGUUACCACGCUUUGAUGUCUGCAUUAGCAACACACCCUAUCAGAUUUCAAGCCCUCUUGUCUUCAAGCUGCUCGCCCUACCAAAUCCCCCGCGAACUUCCGUACUUAUGUUUCAACGCGAAUUUGCCCUCCGACUAACGGCACGCCCAGGUGAUUCCCUUUAUUGUCGAUUGUCUGUCAAUGCACAGUUCUGGGCAAAGAUAACUCAUGUGAUGAAAGUGGGAAAAAACAACUUCAAGCCACCACCACAGGUGGAAAGCAGUGUGGUUCGGAUUGAACCAAAGUUGGGAAGCGAGCGGCCAGGUGUCAGCUGGGAGGAGUGGGAUGGAAUGUUGAGAAUCUGUUUUGUCCGAAAGAACAGAAGCAUGCGUGCCAGCUGGCUAGGAACUAAGGAAGUCUUAGCAAUGCUCGAAAGAAAUUAUCGAGUUUGGUGUGCUAUGAAUGAUGUAGCCCUCGAUGAUACAAUUAUUGAGGGAGAAGACAUGACGAUGGAAACUGAUGGACCAGAAGAAGAAUGGGAUGGAAUUAUGGAUAUCGAUGACGCUGUGGAUGAGCUGCCCAGCUUCUUUGCAGAAGAAUCGUCUCGAAUUGCAAAAAAAAAAGGAGAGAAGACAAAGAGUAAAAAGAAGAGAACGCGAGUAUAUGAACUCGUCCGUGAGAAGAUUCGAAAAGUUCUUGAGGAUGUGACCGAACUAGCCGAUCAACGCGCAGGAAAAUGUGACGAAAAUGACUUUCUUAGGCUGCUGUGUGCAUUUAAUGAUGAGGGAAUCCACUUUUCAUGA